AUGCAAAAUGAUCAGCAGCAUGAGCAACGGAGAUCUUUUAUAUCUGAGCAAUUAGUUAGAUUUAAGAGAUACGUAAGAGGAAGAAAAUUACUUAAAUACGCUCUUUUCGCAAUAGGAACAAUCGCGUCGGUUGUUAUGAUUGUUUUAUACUAUAUAUACUAUAUGAUGAGGCCAUUGGACCGAAAAGGAAGUGAUCUUCCACCAUCAAAUGAACUAGAUGAAAUGAGAGAAAAUAGUGCACAAAAGUAUACACUGCCAGAAUCCAUACCAGCAGAAAUGAACAUCAAGGGCUUAAGCAAUGUAGAGCCGGGCUCUGGUGAAUUGGAGUGCAGUAACUUUCACUUGCAUGCAAAAAAUAAUCUUAGCACUAUUAUAACAGAAAUAACAGAGAAAAUAAUGAUAGAGGAUUUACUAAAUGUGUAUAAACAGAGUAUAUACACUCCCUCAAAAACAUGCAAUGACAAUCUUUGUGGGAGAUGCUCGGAUUGCUCAUUUUAUGAGGAUGAAUCGCUCUAUAAUAAGCUGCUCAAUUCUGUAAAAACAUACCCGCAGAGUUUUAUGUAUGAUACGACUGAAAAAAUGACAGAAUGUAUAGAUGGGAUCAAGACACUGUACUCGAACUUCGACGAAAAGUACAUGCAAUUUUUAGCUGAAGAGAUUGCAAAUGAUAGAAUUCUAUUCAUCACACUAAGGAUUACAUCCCCAAACACGUGUGUUUCAAAGAAAGUGCCGUUUGUGUGUAGCAUAUUUGCAGAAGGGCUUAACUCAUGUACUGCUCAUAGAUUUAGGCUGCAAAUUGUAACCAAAUGCGAGAAGCAGGAGUACAUAGAGAAGCUUGAGGAGUAUUUCAAAUACAUGGGAUACAGUCUGCGCGCAUCUCUUAAAGAAGCAUGCAGAUCUAUAUGCGGGCUUAAAAGAGGGGAGAGUGUAGAAUUCUUAUUCUCCAUAGCAGCGCCUUCUCACAUCAAUAUAAGUAAUCUUUCUAGCAAAACCCAAAAUAUGACCACAUGUGAAUCUCAAAUGGUUAACAGAAAGCUGCUUAAGGGGGCUAGAACUUCUAUUUACACAAUUAACUACUGCAACACAAAUAAGCAGGAGUGUGCUGAUGCCAUUGGAAAGUAUAAGCUGGCCCACUUCUUUUCCUUAUUUGGUACUCCAAAGAAGAGAAUCCAGAAGGAUGAACUUUUAGUCGCAUUCUCUGCCACCCCAAAUAGAUCAGUUGAAAGGUUCUAUGAUUCUGCAUUAAAAUAUUUCAGAGAGCUAAUUAGAUUGCCAGGAAGAGAAAAGAAGAAUCCAGACCAAGGAAAGUACUAUGGAAGUGAAGAGGUAUACGGCCUGAGCUUCUUGUCCUCACUAUGCAGUUGGAAUUAUAACAAACGGCCAAUUUCUAUUAGAAUAGUUGCCAAGAACAAUAGCAUUGAGUCAUUUUCCGCAUGUGGAACAACUCUAUAUGCACCAUGCACGGUGAAAGAAGCUCUUAUUCUAGCGCCUAUUUUUGACCAAUUUGUUAUUCUUUCAAACACUGCAAGCUCUGAGUUUAUACAAACUGCUAGAAACUGCUUACAGACCCUUGAGUACAAAAAGCCAGACAGUGCUAUUGUAAUAGAUAUUGAGCAGGAGAAUGCACAUAUUUCUGGAUACAUUAGAGUAUAUAACCCAGAAAACCAGUUAGAGUUCACCAGUAUAUACGAAUUUGAUAUGUUGAUGGGGCUUAAUACUGCACUAGAAAAGGACACUAAAGAGCCUUGGCUGUGCACAUUUAUGCAGUCCUUUGCCUUUACCACGUGUAGCUCAAAACCAGAGGAAUCUUCUGCACUUGAUGAAAUUGUAACAGAACGAAAGUUUUUGGGUACCUGUAAGCCAGAGCUGUUAAAAGACCCCAUGCAUAUAAAAGAAUGCUCAAAGGACACACAUGAUGUGCUGGAUGUUCUGUACGAGCAUCUUUCAGAUAGUAAAGUCGGCGCAGUAAAAUGCUUAUCUCUUCUUGUUGGAGAAUCUCUAUUCUUAAAGCUAGCAAUUGAAAAAGAAGAAGCUGGGAAAAAAGAAGUUUACACUACAUUCUAUAACUAUAAAAACAAGAACUUGGUUGAUAAUAUCCGAAAGGCGCUCAAAUCCAAUGUGUUUUUCGGAAUUUUCAAUAAGAAAGACUUGGUUGCUUGGCGUGGAGUAUCUGUUGCACACAACAAAUAUGUGGAUACAAUAGAAAACGCUUCGAUAAAUGUAGUUGACUAUUUAUACUACAGGUUAUAUUUCUUAUCCCGGCCAAUUUUAAAUACUAUUAAGAGAGACAAUCUAAUGGAAAUAGCGCUGAACACAGAUUCACACAAGAUAGAAGAUUCAUUCUUUGAGUGGCUAUCUGGCUUUGAACGAUUCAAGACCCUGUCAAUCUCGCAUCCAAUUGUUUUCAUGCUCAUGGAGUGCACAACCGGCCACUCUCUUAGCUUUAACAUUGAAAUGCUAGAGAAGAAGAUUAAGUCAAAGGCAGAAGAAACCACCUGCAAGAUAUCCAUCCAAUGCGGAGCCUUUAAAGAAACACUUGACCUAGACUACAUAGAGCUAGGAAAGGAAAGCUCCACCGCAUCAGUUAAUGAAAAGUCACUUCGACUAAUACUCGCACAAAUACUGAACCUCCCUUCUAUUAAGGAGGACUCUACUGCAUUUUUAAACAUACUGGUUGAAACUUUCCCGCACUACCCUAUUGCACGUGUCCUUGUAAAAGAAUAUGGUGCAUACACCUCAGAUGCAUAUCUUGGUGUGAAGAAGUUUAAAAUCAAUAUUCAAGAGCUGAAAGAAAAUGCAAAGAUCUUUGCUAAAGAAACCGGCGAUGUGUUCUCGGUGCAAACAGUGCCCAAAAUUAUUAAUGGAAACAUUGGAAUCCUUCUUGCUAUUGCAUAA
Messenger RNA from Nematocida parisii ERTm1, 2895 nucleotides. RefSeq lists its product as uncharacterized. The coding region runs from base 1 to 2895 and encodes 964 amino acids. NCBI's taxonomy places the organism in Eukaryota, Fungi, Microsporidia. The transcript has a single exon. The record is from RefSeq and is a predicted model, not a curated record.